Filobasidium floriforme is the source of this 654-nucleotide messenger RNA. Its product is annotated as histidine phosphatase superfamily. NCBI's taxonomy places the organism in Eukaryota, Fungi, Basidiomycota, Tremellomycetes, Filobasidiales, Filobasidiaceae. Gene Ontology annotation, molecular function: sedoheptulose-bisphosphatase activity. The coding region runs from base 1 to 654 and encodes 217 amino acids. The record is from RefSeq and is a predicted model, not a curated record. The transcript has 6 exons. Gene Ontology annotation, biological process: ribose phosphate biosynthetic process.
AUGGGUCGUAUGCCUCACGUAUACCUGAUCAGACACGGUCAGACUGAAUGGUCUGUCAACGGGACUUCGGACAUUCCCCUGACCGAGCAGGGUAUCGAGACUAUGAAGCGGACUGCGGAUCUGGUCGUCCCCGGUAAGCUACCCUCUACCGGUCCUUAUGUUAUCGACCCGAGCAACGUAGCUCAUAUCUACGUCUCACCGCGUCAACGAGCGCAGAAGACGGCCGAGCUUACGACCGAAGAGAUCGCCGAAUGGGACUACGGCGCGUACGAGGGGCUCAUCACCAAGGAGAUCAAGGAGAAGAAGAAGGACUGGUGGAUCUGGACCGACGGGUGUCCUCCUAGCGAGAAAGAGGGGGGACCGGCAGGAGAGAGUCCGGAGGAGAUGGAGAAGCGGGUGGACGGGUUUAUCGCAAAGAUCCGGGCUAGGCAUAGAGAGUGCUACGAAAAGGGAGAAGACGCCAAAGACAUCGUCGUCGUCUCGCACGGCCACUUUUCCCGGUGCUUCAUCGUCCGUUGGUGCGGAUGGCCCUUGGAGACGGGUUAUCACAUCUCGGCGGAUGCUGGAGCGUUGUCGAUCUUGGGGUACCAACAUCAUAAUCUGGACGAGCCGAGUUUGAUCGCGCUGAACUGGUUCUCGGCCGAUCGGGCUUGA